Saccoglossus kowalevskii is the source of this 2681-nucleotide messenger RNA. RefSeq lists its product as uncharacterized. Lineage: Eukaryota; Metazoa; Hemichordata; Enteropneusta; Harrimaniidae. The record is from RefSeq and is a predicted model, not a curated record. Gene Ontology annotation, biological process: regulation of apoptotic process. Gene Ontology annotation, molecular function: protein binding.
AAUGGCUAGUUACUAGUUUUUUGGAAAAACAUGUCGUUUAUUCGCUGAAAUCAAUUCCAACAGAUCGUACUGCGACAUAGAUUAUUCACUUCCGCAUAGCGUUACCGGAAAGUCUUCGGGAAUUUCCGAAGAAUUCCAUCAGUACAACACUGCAUUCUGAUUAGUUAAUAACCAACUUGACCCAUUAGGUCAAAGGACGCUGCUGUAGGUCAAAUCUGCAAUUGCCUCAUGGCGGAAAGUGAUUUUCGUCGAGAGUUUGUGUACGAUCGAACAACUUCGUCAGUGGAAAUAAUAUGACAAUUUUGACUUCGACUGUGUUCCAACAGACUCAAAUGUUUUUAAUUCCGUAAAUUAUGGUGGUUAACAAAUCAUCGCUACAUCUAGCCGCUCAGAACGGAAAUUUAGAAAUGGUUAAACUACUUUUACCAUCGAGAAACUGGAACUCAAAAGAUAAAUUUGGGAAGACACCACUUGACUAUGCGAAAGCUAAUAAUCAUACAGAUAUCAUGAAAGAACUAACAAAAUCAAAGAAACAUCUUGCUGCAAAGAUUCGAAGAUCCAAGAUUUUGGAGCAACUUCAAAGAGCGCUGAUUAGUGGGGCAAAGAAAAAAGUAUACAGAGGACGUGUUAUGCUCAUUGGACCAUGGGGCGCAGGGAAAACGUCCAUCAUGAAUAGUCUGCUCAAUGAAGAUUGCGAGGUUAAACAUACAACCACAGAUCCAUUUGAGACCUUUCACAUUGAUAUCACAGAAUGGAUAAUCAGAGGCAAUGAAGAAUACUUCCAUGCUCGCAAUCCUGAGGAAACACGUGAUUUAAUUGAGAGAGUCCUUGCUUCAGAAGUUGUACGACAAGAUGCAGAACGACGACAUGCUCGUUAUGGACCUACUCUAAGUGAUCAAAGCACACCAAAACAGGAAUCUGGACCAAUGGGUAAGGAAGAAACACGAAACACUGGUCAGAGUAAACGAGACAGAAACUUUGAACCAAUUGGUAUUACAAAUAAAGACUUGGUAAAAUUGUUAAAAAAACCUGGACAAAACGAGUCUGAAUCACUUAAACGCAUUGAACGAAGAUUAAAGAAAGCAGUAGACACAGAUUCAAUUGAUUUUUAUUUUUCACUUUGGGAUGUUGGUGGACAUUGUGAUAUUAUUUAUCCGGCUUUUUUUGCAUAUAGGGUAAUUUACAUCUUUGUGACUGACCUUACAAAAGGACUUGACGAUAUUUUAGAACUGCCGCCUCAAAAUCAGACAGCAAGAUAUUGGAAAGAUAUGCCAUUGAAAGACAAUGCAAAUUUCUGGAUAAAUGCAAUCCAUACCCAUACAAUGAGGGAUUUUGUUAUAAAAGCACAUGGGCAAGAUGAAAGUGAGGAGCACACCAUUGUUGCACCCCCAGUUAUAAUUGCAGGUACAAAGAAAGAUUUACUUGAAGGGGAUGUCGAAAAAGAGAGCCAAGGCCGUCUAUGUGAAUUGAGAAAGUAUCUCAGACAACAUACACAAUCAGCAUGGAAUAGUCACGUUACUUUUCCAAUGUUUGCUCUUGAUAAUAAGUCAAGACAUAACGAUAAGACGACUGAUCCAUCGAUAGAAAGUCUCCGAAAACGGAUACAGGAACUAGCUAAGGAAUUUUGCUUUCUCGGUGACAUUCCUGUCAAUUGGCUAAUACUAGAGCUAAUUCUUAGAUCCGAGGAGAAGGAGACAUUACAAUUAUCCGAUGUACACAGAUUAGGCAAAGAAAGGGGUCUGUCCACUGAGGAGAUUGAAAAGGCAUUGAAGUACUUCCAUGAUGUUGGAGAAAUCAUUCACUUUGCUGAUGUUGAUGAACUGAAAGAUACUGUAAUCAUCGAUCCACGAUGGUUGAUAAACUUAUUCAGUUUAUUAACUACAAAGUCAGUUUCAUACAAGACUAAUCCCGAGCUAUCUAUCGAACUGCUGAACAUGUUUGAUGAACUAUACAACCACGGAAUGAUGAAGAGGGAGUUAGUUUCACAGUGGCUCAAAUUGCAUGAUCGUGAGCAGGAUACAGACAUUCUCUUGAAAAUUCUUGAAAUGUUUGAUAUUAUUUGUCAGUGCUCUCUAGAAAUUGAUGUAUAUUACUUCCCAUGCCUUCUGAAAAGCGAGCCACCGAGAAAAUUUCUGUUCCCUACAGGCUACAUGUCUUGUGAGCCGUUAUAUUUCCAUUUUCGAGGUAAUUUUUUACCAGAAGGUUUAUACUACCGUUUGAUUGUUCGUUGUUUAGAAAAACAUCCAGAAGCCAUGCUAUUCCAGGAUCAUGCUCGUUUUAUUCAUAACGAGUCCAUUGACCACCACUUUACUCUGUGUAGAAAGGGAGCUGACAUAGAAUUAAAGAUGUUACGAUUGGAUAUUUUAGGCGAGCGAAUAAUUCAACAUCUUUAUGAGAAGGUACGACAAGAAGUGGAAACCUCCCUAAAUGAGUUAAUUCGGAUGUACACACCAGGUUUGACGUAUCACAUAUGCAUAAAGUGUGGUUGUGGUGACCACAGGGAUGGUAUAUGGCUACAUGAAUCUAAUGACUUUGAUGAUGGAUGUACAGAUAUCACCCCCGUAUUGGAUCAAGGUGUUAAACAAUUACAUUGUGAACUGAAAAAUAUGCUGCAAGACAGUCACCAAGAAGAACAUUUGAAGAGAUCGUCCACUUAUUCUGUUACCUGGAUUCACAGCUAG